This is a messenger RNA of Myotis davidii, 4894 nucleotides long. RefSeq names its product nephronophthisis 3 (adolescent) (gene NPHP3). The record is from RefSeq and is a predicted model, not a curated record. Gene Ontology annotation, molecular function: protein binding. Gene Ontology annotation, biological process: determination of left/right symmetry; convergent extension; kidney development. NCBI's taxonomy places the organism in Eukaryota, Metazoa, Chordata, Mammalia, Chiroptera, Vespertilionidae. The transcript has 26 exons. The coding region runs from base 25 to 3576 and encodes 1183 amino acids.
AGCAAGAACCAGGAGUUGCUGUCCAUGGGCCGCCGGGAGGCCAAGCUGGACACGGAGAACAAGCGGCUGCGGGCCGAGCUGCAGGCACUUCAAAAAACUUAUCAGAAGAUACUUCGGGAAAAGGAGAGUGCUUUAGAAGCCAAAUACCAAGCAAUGGAAAGGGCAGCUACAUUUGAACAUGACAGAGAUAAAGUUAAAAGGCAAUUCAAGAUUUUUAGGGAGACCAAAGAAAAUGAAAUUCAGGACUUAUUGAGAGCCAAGCGAGAGUUGGAGAGCAAACUUCAGAGGCUACAAGCGCAGGGGAUCCAAGUAUUUGAUCCUGGGGAGUCUGAUUCAGAUGACAACUGUACAGAUGUUACUGCUGCUGGAACCCAGUGUGAAUAUUGGCCUGGUGGAGCCUUGGGAAGUGAACCUUCCAUAGGGAGUAUGAUCCAGCUUCAGCAGUCCUUCAGGGGCCCAGAGUUCGCACAUAGUUCUAUAGAUGUGGAAGGACCUUUUGCAAACGUCAACAGAGAUGACUGGGAUAUUGCUGUAGCUAGUUUAUUACAAGUUACUCCCUUGUUUUCACAUUCUCUAUGGAGUAACACUGUCAGAUGUUACCUCAUUUAUACAGAUGAAACCCAGCCUGAAAUGGAUCUUUUUCUUAAGGACUAUUCACCUAAACUUAAAAGAAUGUGUGAGACAAUGGAAAAAUAUAAAAGAAAUACUGAUUUCCAAUCUAGCCUUUUAUUGGAAGACUGUGAAGAAGCUUUUCUGAAAAAUCCUGAAGGCAAACCACGAUUAAUUUAUCAUCGUUUGGAGGAUGGGAAAGUCAGUUCUGACUCUGUCCAGCAAUUGAUUGACCAAGUUGCCAACCUGAACAAGACCAACAAAGCCAAGAUCAUUGAUCACACAGGAGAUCCUGCAGAAGGUGUAUAUAAAACUUAUAGUUAUGUGGAAAAGAUUAUUAAACAGGACAUCCUAGGCUUUGAGAACACAGACCUGGACACUAAGGAUUUGGGCAGUGAAGAUUCUAUUCCAGAAGAAGACGAUUUUGGCGAUGUUCUGUGGGACAUACAUGAUGAACAAGAGCAAAUGGAAACUUUUCAACAGGCUUCAAAUUCAGCCCAUGAAUUGGGAUUUGAGAAAUAUUAUGAACGCCUCAAUGAUCUAGUGGCAGCACCAGCACCAAUUCCACCCCUGCUCAUAUCUGGAGGACCAGGCUCUGGAAAGUCCCUGCUUUUAUCAAAGUGGAUUCAAUUACAACAGAAGAAUUCCCCUAAUACACUAAUUCUUUCUCAUUUUGUGGGGAGGCCCAUGUCAACCAGCUCAGAGUCUUCCUUGAUUAUUAAACGACUUACUCUAAAGCUGAUGCAGCACUCUUGGUCAGUGUCCGCUCUGACCCUGGAUCCUGCGAAGCUUCUGGAAGAAUUUCCUCGUUGGCUGGAAAAACUCUCUGCGCGUCAUCAAGGCAGCAUCAUCAUCAUUAUUGAUUCUAUAGAUCAAGUUCAGCAAGUUGAAAAACACAUGAAAUGGCUGAUAGAUCCCCUGCCAGUGAAUGUAAGAGUAAUUGUUUCUGUGAAUGUAGAAACAUGCCCUCCAGCAUGGAGGUUGUGGCCUACACUUCAUCUUGAUCCUUUAAAUCCGAAAGAUGCAAAAUCUAUUAUAAUUGCAGAGUGCCACUCUGUAGACAUUAAAUUGAGUAAAGAGCAGGAGAAGAAGCUAGAACGACAUUGUCGUUCUGCUGCAACCUGCAAUGCCCUUUAUGUCACCCUUUUCGGCAAAAUGAUUGCAUGUGCUGGGAGAUCAGGCAAUUUAGAUAAAAUUCUUCAUCAGUGUUUCCAGUGUCAAGAUACAGUUUCAUUAUACAGACUUGUUCUGCGAUCCAUCCAGGAGUCCAUGGCGAAUGAUAUGGAUAAAGAACUCAUGAAACAGAUUCUCUGUCUCAUAAAUGUUAGUCAUAAUGGUGUGAGUGAAUCAGAAUUGAUGGAACUCUAUCCAGAGAUGUCCUGGGCUGUCUUGACCUCCCUUAUUCACAGUUUACACAAAAUGUGUUUGUUGACUUAUGGUUGUGGCUUGCUCAAGUUUCAACAUCUACAGGCUUGGGAAACAGUGAGACUGGAGUACAUGGAAGAUGCCACCAUUAUUUCUUCUUAUAGGCAGAAGCUAAUCGACUACUUCACCAUGCAGCUAAGUCAGGACCCAGUGACCUGGAGAAGCGCAGAUGAGCUCCCAUGGCUUUUUCAGCAGCAGGGAAGUAAACAGAGGUUGCACGAUUGUCUUCUCAAUCUCUUUGUGUCUCAAAACCUUUAUAAAAGAGGACAUUUUGCUGAGUUGCUGAGCUACUGGCAGUUUGUGGGCAAAGACAAAAGCACGAUGGCAGCCGAGUACUUCGAUUCACUGAAGCAGUAUGAGAAAAACUGUGAGGGCGAGGAGAACAUGAUGUGCUUAGCAGAUCUCUAUGAAACCCUGGGGCGCUUCCUCAAGGACCUGGGCCUGCUCAGUCAGGCCGUGGUACCUUUGCAGAGGUCACUAGAAAUUCGAGAAACAGCUUUGGAUCCAGAUCACCCGAGAGUAGCUCAGUCCCUUCACCAGUUGGCAAGUGUGUAUGUGCAGUGGAAGAAGUUUGGCAACGCAGAGCAACUGUACAAACAGGCAUUAGAAAUCUCUGAAAAUGCCUAUGGCGCAGACCAUCCACAUAUUGCUCGUGAACUUGAGGCACUUGCAACUUUGUACCAGAAACAAAAUAAAUAUGAACAAGCUGAACAUUUUAGGAAAAAAUCCUUUAAGAUUCGUCAAAAAGCUACAAGGAGAAAAGGCAACUUGGUAAUGAGAGAUUUCUUUUGUUUUGUGUUUUUAACAAAGAGGAAGAGAGCAUCUCUGACUAUCAUAAAGAAUAAGCUGUUUAAACCAUUGUGGGGUUUUGCUCAUAGAACAGCUGACCAGUUCCUGAAACGUUCCUUAGAAAUGAGGGAGCGCGUUCUGGGACCAGAUCACCCUGACUGUGCCCAGUCUUUGAAUAACCUGGCGGCUCUAUGCAAUGAAAUGAAACAGUAUGAAAAGGCGGAAGAACUUUAUGAAAGAGCUUUAGACAUUCGGAGACGAGCGCUAGCUCCUGAUCACCCUUCUUUGGCUUACACAGUGAAGCAUCUCGCAAUCUUGUAUAAGAAAAUGGGGAAACUUGACAAAGCUGUACCUUUGUACGAGCUGGCUGUUGAAAUCCGGCAGAAAUCUUUUGGCCCAAAGCACCCUAGUGUAGCUACUGCCUUGGUGAACUUAGCUGUUCUCUACAGCCAAAUGAAAAAACACAUUGAAGCCUUGCCACUGUAUGAAAGAGCAUUAAAGAUUUACGAAGACAGCCUGGGUCGGAUGCAUCCUCGAGUUGGAGAAACUUUAAAAAAUUUAGCUGUGCUCAGCUAUGAAGAAGGGGAUUUUGAAAAAGCUGCUGAACUGUACAAAAGAGCGAUGGAAAUAAAAGAAGCAGAAACGUCACUUUUGGGUGGGAAAGCUCCUUCCCGACACUCAUCGAGUGGAGAUACAUUUAGUGUAAAAACAACCCAUUCUCCUAAUGUUUUCCUUCAUCAAGGACAAAGGUAGAAGGAGCAAUCACAAUUCACUGCAAAUGCAUAUUAGAAGAAAAUAAUGAAAAAACAUUUGGGACAUUAGAAUUUAAAACUUACUAAAAAUGUUUUUAAGAAAUUUUAUUUUUACUUUGUCUGAUUUAAGUGGUAUUUGUAUUAAAUUGUAUUGGGCUACAUUGAAGUUGAGUCAUGAUUAUGUCCGUUUUAGUUAAAAGAAUUAACUUCCCAGUUGUGUGGGAUCCAGGGCUGCAGACGCUAGAAUCCUAAGAUGCCAUGAAGAAUAAAUUGGUCUCUGUUCAACAAGAGCUGGCAGAGCAGUUAUGCAGGGAGUUCAAGAACUGCAAGAUUCUUUUCAUCUCUCAUAAGUACUUUACCUCACCAUUCCUUAUGUUCCUUUUCAGCAGUAGUCUGGCCCAAUUCUCUACCUCAAAGAAAAAUUUCAAGGAAUAAAGGGAUAAUGUUUAUGAAAAGUAUGAAUUGCCUUCUGUAAAAUGACUAGUAACAAGAAUCUCUGUUACUUUUUUUUUCUUCAAAUUCUACCGUUUCCUUGAGCAGAUUGGGCCAAGUCCUCUGCUUUCUGUGCUCUGUACAUUGUAUAUUAUUUGUCUGGGUAGUAUAUAUCUGCAUAAUCUGAAGUCAUUAAUGCAACAAAUCAAGCUUGUUGGCAUUCUUUGGCCUUACCCAAUAUAUGGACGUGACAUUCUCUUCUUUUUUCUUAAAUUACCCAAAUCUGUCUCUUCAUUUAUCUCCAACUCAAAUUAGUCUGCCUUUUAUACUGAAAAUUAAAUAUUUUUUAUAGCUUUUGUAAAUAUUGCCACAUUUUGGAUAUUAUUUUGUACCAUCUAUGUAUUUAUAUAUAAUAAAAUCUUCAAUUUUAAUACUUGGUAAAAGACAUAACCAUACUCUACUGUUUUAAAAUAAAAGUGCAAUUUUAAGUUUCCCCUUUUCUACUCAAUACAAGAGGGUUAUGUAACUAAGAAGUACAUUACCAAAAGGACUGCGUGUUGUCACUACUUGCCGAGUAGUUUGCUCCACUUAAGCUUUGGUGACUGUCUAGGCUUUUGGUGACUUUAAGGCCUGGGUACUCACAGGGUGGUCCAUGAACCCACCAUCUGGAAGCUUGCUAAAAAUUCACUCUUGAGAUUCUCCCCAGACCUACUAAAUCAGAAUCAAUUUAGCUAGAUCCUUGGAUGAUUCAGAUGCGCAUAAAUUUGAAAAGCAAUGGUCUAACUCUAAGGCACUACAGUGGUGACUGAAAAGAAAUUAGGUAGGGUCUUAUAAAGCAAACAGCCUUCUUCCCCUGCUUUUGAGAGACAUUCAAAGGGGAUGGGGGG